Messenger RNA from Chelmon rostratus (copperband butterflyfish), 2065 nucleotides. It is a transcript of the gene blnk, whose product is annotated as B cell linker. The record is from RefSeq and is a predicted model, not a curated record. Gene Ontology annotation, biological process: cell surface receptor protein tyrosine kinase signaling pathway; intracellular signal transduction. The transcript is spliced from 24 exons. Lineage: Eukaryota; Metazoa; Chordata; Actinopteri; Chaetodontiformes; Chaetodontidae. Bases 131 to 1663 code for a protein of 510 amino acids.
UGACCUCCCUGUGUGUACUUCUCCCUGUUGAAGCUGGCUGGAGUGUGGGAGCUGCGGUGCGUGACGGGUCAGUCUAUUACUGUACUUCCAGAAGCACGCUCUAGCUCACAGGUUCCCUGUUGAGAAAAAAAUGAACCUGCCAUCCAGAGAGGAGUGUGAGGGGUGGGACCAGGCGCAGGUAGCCUUCUUCAUGUGCAAGAACAGAAUGCAAGAAUGUGCUGCCACCGUGAACAGACUGGGAAUUAAUGGACAGAGGCUCUUGAGCCUGUCUGACAGUGAAUUGAGUAAUUUCAGUCUCAUCCACCAACCGCAGCUUCAGAAGAUUGUUCAAGACAUCAAGAAAAAUGACGGCAGCUUGCUGAAUAAACUUAGAAGACUGAAAAGCAAACCACUUCCAAAAGUACCAGCGAGAGAUUACGGAGAUGAUGACCAACUGUCUGAACCUGAUUACGAUAAUGACAUGUAUGAGGAUCCACGUGAGGACCAGGAUGACAGCUACGAGCCGCCUCCCAGCCACAGAGUCUUCACCACAACUCCCUCUGCUUCCUUCCCAAGGGGGGAGUAUCUUGACAACUGCCGUAACCGACCCCACCGGCCACCCAGGAAGCCCCUCCGCCCGAGCAAAGCCUCCAAACAACUGCCACCUGAACCCACCCAUGUGGAGAGUGAUGAUGAAGACUACAUCAAUCCAGACGGCAGCAACGAUGACGACAACUACAUAGAACCUGCAGAGAAUCCACCUCCCAAUCCUAUUAUGCAUGGUGGGAACAGAGCAGGGAGGGACCUUCCCAUGCUGCCUACACCUUCGCCAGAGUGUCCGCCCAGUCCUGACGUUUAUGAAGUUCCAGACCAAAAGGAGAGCUCAUUGUCUCUUCCUGCAAGCAGACCGCGUCCAAUCCCCCCCGCUACACAGUCACAUUCGUUACCACCGAAACCCAGCCCCAGACUGAAUAUGUCAAGAUCUCCUACUACUGUCCAGGAGCCCACAGACGACGAUGAAUAUGAAGUUUGUGAUCCGAAUGAUAGUACCAGUGGUAAACCCACAGAGGGUCCUCCUGCACUCCGACCCAAACCUUUGCCCAGAGAGAGGUCACCGAAGCCACCUCUAAAGCCGAGGCCAGAUCUGAAACCUAGGGAAUUUGAAAGCCGAGUGCCGCCUGUGAUGCAAACUGAGCAGACGCCUCCACCAAAGGCUUUUUCCCUGGACUUGAAGCGGCCAAAAAUUCCUCUCCCACAGUUUACCUCCCUCAAAGCAGCUGACAGAGGAAGUUUCUCUGCUGAAAACGGGUCAACAGGCCAAGAUAAGGACGCCGACGUCUAUCAUAAAUCCUGGUAUGCCAGCACAUGUGACCGCAAGACUGCUGACGAUGCCUUGGUCCGCUCAAAUAAAGACGGGGCGUUCAUGGUGAGGAAGAGCUCCGGUCAUGAUGCACAGCAGCCUUAUACAUUAGUGGUGUUUUACAAAGGCAGAGUGUACAACAUCCCAGUCCGCUUCAUACCAACGACUCAGCAGUACGCUCUGGGAAGAGAGAAGAAGGGGGAGGAGUAUUUCAGCAGCGUCUCCCACAUCAUUGAGAACCACCAGAGGAAUCCUCUGGUGCUCAUUGACAGCCAGAGCAACACCAAGGACGCCACCAGACUGUGCUACCCAGUGACGCCCUAGAAGACCCUCACUGAUGGCAAACAGUCGAGUGACUGGACUUGUGCAUUCCAACUCGCCCUUUACUGUCACACUAUUGUUUACAGAACUCAUUGCAUGAUGCUUUUCUCCUUCCCUUUUAACUUGAGGUCCUGUCAACGGGAUCGCGUGCUGCGCUGCCUGCAUAGCUGGCCAUGCAGAACUUAAGCAGUACUGACUCGGAAGACUUUUUAACUCGUGUUUUAUUUAGAUGUUUUCUUAAUGCCCCGUCAGUAAUCAGUGAAUUAAAAUGAAUGAAAGGGAAGACACAGCGUUGCUGCAGUUGAAGGAAACAGGUAGACAUUUGUUUAUGACAGCAAUACUUUGGGGAGCCAAAAAUACAAGGUUGUAUAUUUUGUUUUAAUAAAAUUCUUUUCUUGUGUUGCA